Molecule: messenger RNA, 2420 nt
Organism: Trichomycterus rosablanca
Lineage: Eukaryota; Metazoa; Chordata; Actinopteri; Siluriformes; Trichomycteridae
Gene: kat5b
Product: K(lysine) acetyltransferase 5b
Exons: 15
Coding region: 64-1677 (537 amino acids)
Biological process (GO): negative regulation of DNA-templated transcription; positive regulation of transcription by RNA polymerase II
Cellular component (GO): chromatin; MSL complex
Molecular function (GO): histone H4K16 acetyltransferase activity; transcription coregulator activity
Source: RefSeq, a predicted model, not a curated record
GCUUGGUUUGAUUCUCACAUCCCACAAUUCUUUGCACGUCAAGGUUCAUACUGAUGACCAAAAAUGGCGGACUCAACGGUAGAGAUUGUGGAGGGCUGUCGGCUCCCUGUUCUCAGGAGAAACCAGGAGAAUGAAGACGAAUGGCCGUUGGCUGAAAUCCUCAGUGUCAAAGAUGUCCCGGGGAAAAAGCUUUACUAUGUUCAUUACAUUGAUUUCAACAAACGUUUGGAUGAAUGGGUCAACCCAGACCGGCUGGACAUGAAAAAAGUCCAGUUUCCUAAGAAAGAGGCGAAGACACCAACAAAGAAUGGAUUGCCCGGUUCACGGCCCAGCUCCCCAGAACGUGAAGUGAGGAAGAGUCUAGAUCUCAACGUUCAAACUGCUUCAGCUCCUUCCAGAGGCAAAACCCUUCCCAUACCGAAGAGAAAAGCAGAGUCCGUGUCCUUGGCAUCGCAGGUUUCUGCUGCACCGCCAGUGCCUUCACUCCCAAGCUCUGCAGAGGCCCCGCAGGCAUCUGUGUUUCCUGCAGUUCGGGAACCUUUCAGUACCAAAGCAAGAGAUGAGCAUGAGCAGCUCACAUCUCUCACCACGCAAAACGGAACAGCGCGUCGUCUUCUCCCAUCUCAGCCUGGCAGGAAGAGGAAAAACGGUGGCACGGAUGAGAUAAUAAAGGUAUUCCAGUAUAACAGCCCUCGCAGCACACCUGGCUUUCUGCCUCCAGGAGAGGACUCGCAGGACAGCUCGGACGGCAUUCCCUCCGCUCCACGCAUGACCGGAAGUCUCGUGUCAGACCGUAGCCAUGACGAUAUCAUCACGCGGAUGAAGAACAUCGACUGCAUCGAGCUGGGACGCCACAGACUCAAGCCCUGGUACUUCUCGCCGUACCCUCAGGAGCUUACCACGCUGCCCAUCCUCUAUCUGUGCGAGUUUUGCCUCAAGUACCUCAAAAGCCUCAAGUGUCUGCAGAGGCAUUUGACGAAAUGCAACCUUCGACAUCCACCAGGAAAUGAGAUCUACCGCAAAGGGACCAUCUCCUUCUUCGAAAUCGACGGCAGGAAAAACAAAUCAUAUUCACAGAACUUGUGUUUACUGGCCAAAUGCUUCUUGGAUCACAAGACGCUCUACUACGACACAGACCCCUUCCUUUUUUACGUAAUGACAGAGUAUGACUCCAAGGGCUUCCACAUAGUCGGCUACUUCUCAAAGGAAAAAGAGUCAACGGAGGAUUAUAACGUGGCCUGUAUUUUGACCUUACCGCCUUAUCAAAGGAGAGGCUACGGCAAACUGCUGAUUGAAUUCAGUUAUGAAUUAUCCAAAGUUGAAGGGAAGACCGGGACACCAGAGAAGCCUCUGUCUGACCUGGGUUUGCUGUCCUAUCGCUCCUACUGGUCCCAGACCAUUCUCGAGAUCCUCAUGGAGCUUAAAUCAGAUAAUGGAGAAAGACCACAAAUCACCAUUAAUGAAAUUAGUGAAAUAACCAGUGUAAAGAAAGAAGAUGUAAUAUCAACACUACAGUACCUCAACCUCAUCAAUUACUACAAGGGUCAGUAUAUUCUCACUCUCUCAGAAGAAAUUGUAGAUGGUCACGAACGUGCCAUGCAUAAGCGGCACCUCCGUAUAGACUCCAAAUGCCUGCAUUUCACCCCGAAAGACUGGAGCAAGAGGGGCAAGUGGUAAAGACUUUCUGAAUCUUUGAAGAACUUCUGUGCCAGCGAUAGACUCCCAAGCAGGAGUCAAAAUUUCUAGAUACUUUGUCACUUUUUGUCAAAAUCAGAUAAACUGAAAGACUUAAAUCUGUAAGAACGUUUUCUUACCACCCGUUCAUUAUUCUAGUGAUUGUGCUCGUGACCCGCAGUUAUCGGAUUCGUUUUUAGAGGCCCUUGUUUUGUCAUUUUACCCAACCUCAAAAAUUAAUGACUAUGAAAAGUUAAUCUGUCCAAAGUGUUUGAAAUGAGUCCAGAGUCCAGAUGAAUCUGUCGGAGACAUUUUUCUCAUGAAUUCCUGGUUUCUGUCCUACACUCUUUUUCAUUCCUUCUAGGUUUGGGUCUUAAUGAAUUCCAUAAUUAAUACCAUAUAAAAAUCAUCCUAAUAUUUUAUUCCUUCAACGCUGUCGAUUCAAAUGAUGCAGUCAUGCAGCAUUUUAGCCACACAGACCUGACGAUCCUACGCUCUAAAAACCAGUCAAGCUAACCCAAUGUAUGUUUGUUUGUUAGUAAUUGUACAUAAUGUACAUCAUUCUUUUUUUUGUAAAUUGUUUUUAAAAGUGAUAUCUCUAUGGUCGUGGAAUUAAAAACUGCAUGAGGAUGACUGUAUAAGCCAUGGCGACCUGUUACAAGAAUGUACAUUUGGAUAUGUGUACAGCUGUCAGUCAUUUUUUUUUAAUGAAAAAAGAGAAAAAAACAAAACCUUCAUGUAAAACA